UUAUAAGAGAACGGGUGUUACAGAGUUAGGAGGGGGGUGUUCUUGAGUCAGAGCCGGCCGAAUCUAACGACAAGCGAAAAAAAGUUGAUUUAUAAAUCUCGAGAAGAAAUGCCUUCUUUAAAGAGGAUUCCAUUCCUUCUAGCUAUCAUUCUUACGCUGACCCAAGUGACUGCGGGCUUUCCCCAGCCGAUUGACGUGUUAGAUCCAAGUGAGGAGGAACAUGUGUUUCCGCCUUUGGAAUCAACUAAUGGCACUUUAAACUCCCGCUCUCAUGUUGCAAAACGAUUCCUAGACGACACUCGCGCCUGCCAAGAGAUCUACUCACGACUGGACCCCCAGAAAUACUUCAACAGUAAAGAUACCUUCAUUCCCAGGUUUGCCUACAGCGUCAAAUGUGAAGGCACUCCAAGCGACCCUCCGGCCUGCGGUGUGACGGGUGGGAGGAUGCGCUGUUUGACAAGAACAGGACGCGUGGAAUUCAUGCGUAUACCGAGCGGGAUUGGACAAUGCUUCAGGCGCAGGCGCGUGGUGAUUUCCGACGUGCCUGUAGGAUGCUACUGUGUGUAAGCUACCUAAAGCGUCCAGGAGCACUCCCCUUACUUAAUUUCCCUUAAAAUGUCACUAUUUAAUGAAAUGUUCAAUGUAAAGUUCCUGAGACCAAAAGCGGCUCCUGUUAUCUAAGGUAUACAGAGUAGCGAAGUUAAGCAAGUGUCACACAUUUUGCCAACUCAAUUUAGAUUAAAUUAAAAGCGUCUAUCACAUCAUUUAGUUUCAUUUUCUUGUAAACUACCGUUUUAGUGGACACGCAUCACACUAAAGUCUAUAGUCGCCAAGUUUGAAAUCCUUCCGGCGUUAUUUACAGACGCUUUUAAUGAAGCUUCCGUCGCAUGAAAGUAGAAUAAAGUCCCUGGUUUCUUGAAUGAAGCCAUUUUGUAAAGACACGUAGAGGCUGCACAUUCCAUUGCCGUACAGCGAAAUCUUAAUCCGUGUGAGUUUGACGGAGAACACGGCGUUGUCAGCCUCGGAAUCCACCUCUCAUGCAGCUAAUGGUCUUUUACAACUUCACGCAUGCGCUUGGCCUUCCUGGUGGAAGGGUGCCAAACUUCAAAACUGAAUCGGGAUAAAUAUCCUAAAAUUUAACCUUUCAAAAUGCUAAAAACUGUAAGUACCUCGGGAAAGAUUAAACCAAAUCGUAGCAUUCAAGACGUCUAAGUAAAACGGAAGUAAUGCUCCGUAGCUUUCAUUCGAUUGGUCACAAAUUAGGAUUUUGUGUGCAGAUUCAAUCUCGCUCUCAGGGUCUCAUCUUCCAGCCCUCCCAGAGCGGAAGGGAGACCCUGGGAACAAGGUUGGUGUAGACUCAAAUGUUUUUUACUCUGGAUUUCGAUAGCACAGCUUACACGAGGUUUCAAACAGAUGGGAAAACACAAAACUUUGUGCUCCUCUAACUCGUUGAUAGCCUGACAGAGAACCUAAUUUGUUCAUUUAAACUUCGACCGUCCAAACCCAAGAAAGUUACUCGGUUACGGAUGUUUCAACCUUAUGUUUAAUGAUCCUUUACAUUAUUUUAUGAAUCAAGUACUAACUAUACGUUACAUGAAAAAAGAAUCAACUACUCCUUUUUAGUAGCAUUUCAUAUGCAGGCGAAUUAAUAAUCAGGUGACAUUUCGAGUUUCACUCUUAUAGUUAAUACGAAAGUAACCUUCGGUUACCGUUCUAAGGCCAAAUAGAACAAGAACGAGAGUCGAUAAAAAUAACGGACCCACGAGAGGUACACUUCUACAAACUUAUAUUUCAGCGCCUGGUUAAACGAGCUGCGACUGCGCGAGAGCCGUAAUGAAGUCCUUGUCAAACCGGAGCGCGCGUUAGUUAGCGGUCAAACUGGAGCGAGAGUUCGUUCUUUCACCAAUUCUUGUUUUCGUUCUAUUUUUGCCCCUCUAAACCUACAAAACUUACAUACAUUCUAAGAACUCGUUUUACAAGCACUCAUUUUAUACGUUACUUUAAGUUAAAAAUAGUGUAUGUUUCACAUACUCUUAUAAAACUAGACUAUCAUUUUAAACUGUUAAACUUCUAGUUUAUAUUAUAACCUACAAUACAUAGCUAUGGUGAAAAAUAUUUUAAACUUCAAACAGGCCUUAUUGUACUUUAAAACUAAGCUAUAAUAGACAUUAAUAACCUAAGACACUCUCGCUACCGCAAUGAAUUCCUGUACUUCAACACCGAAAAACAAGUAACGCACACCAA
Molecule: messenger RNA, 2244 nt
Organism: Orbicella faveolata
Lineage: Eukaryota; Metazoa; Cnidaria; Anthozoa; Scleractinia; Merulinidae
Source: RefSeq, a predicted model, not a curated record